CAACCAACCAUGGACAGUCUGGGCCUCAUGUGGGGUGUUCUGCUUGUAUCAGUUCUGCUGAGCGGACGUUUCCAGGUUGACGGCAGACAUCAUAGAGGUAAACGGGGCCCAGAAGAUGAGGAUACGAACAGGCUACUUGUCAGGGACACAAGAGAUGAUACGGACAAGGCUGAUGCCACCAACGAGAUUUCAAAGCUGUCCAACAGAACUACGUCGGUCACACCUACUAUGGUGUUCCUCAACAUCUUGGAUAACUACGAUCAACGGUUGAGACCAAACUUUAAGGGUCCCCCUGUGCAGGUUUACUGCUCAGCGUACAUAAACAGCAUCAGUUCCAUCUCCGAGGAAUCAAUGGACUACACCGUCAUGUUGUUCCUCCGGCAAAGAUGGAACGACCCCAGAUUCGUGUAUCACGACUACAACGACAGCAUCACGCUGUACGAGAAGGUCCUGGACAAGAUUUGGGUGCCAGAUAUCUACUUCGUGAACGAGAAAGGAGCGCCGUUUGAAUCGACUAGUGGACAUAGCACCCUGCUUAGGAUACAUCCCAACGGAGACGUGCUCUACAGUGCUAAGAAAACUAUCUUGCUGGCUUGCCCGAUGAACUUCCAACUGUUCCCGAUGGACAGUCAAGCUUGCAAGAUUAAGAUGGAGAGUUAUGGGCACACUACCAAGGAUAUAGAAAUCUGGUGGUCGAAGGAAGAUGCUGUUCUCAUUGACCAGGAUAUCCAGUUGCCGGAUUAUGAUCUGGUUACCUGGACAACUAACAACAACUGUGACAGUCAUCACACUACAGGUACAUACUCGUGCAUAGAGACGAAGCUGUUUCUCAUCAGACACAUUGGGUACUACCUUAUUCAAAACUACAUACCAAGCAUCCUGAUCGUGAUCCUGUCGUGGUUAUCCUUCUGGAUCAGUCCUGAGAUCGCCCCUGCCCGAGUGGCGCUCGGUAUCACCACUGUGCUCACCUCCACCACGCUCACUGUGGUAUCCCGCAGUGCCAUGCCUAAGUUCUCCUACGUUCGGGCCAUAGAUGUGUGGAUGAUGACCUGUGCCCUCUUCAUCUUCUCCGCGUUGGUUGAAUUCGCAGUCGUCCAUUUUAUCUUCAAGCGAGAUAAGAAGUUUGCCAUCUCCCGCAGAGCCAGGGAGUUAUCACAACGACUGCCGCGUAAGAAGAAGGCAACAGAUAAGAAAGAUGUCACCUCUGAGGAUGCCGAUGAUCAAGUUGACUUUAAGCCUGACAAAGGCAUGUCUUCACCAGAGCUUGACCAGGACACUGUUGCGGCUUCGGAAGAGGCGAAGCCACACCGCACCCCUGCUGAGAUCAAGGCCCUGUACAUGCGCAGGGCCCGGCGGAUAGAUUACUACUCCAGACUUCUCUUUCCACUACUGUUCACCGUUUUCAACAUUUUGUACUGGUCCGUGUACCUCUCCUGGUAUCACUGAAUGACUUAAUAAUGAUAUACUGAUCUGCUGGUCACCAGUAUAAUGUUUUCCUUUUGUUAGGUUCAUUAGACAUGAAAAUACUGCAACAACAUUACUGUAACACUGUAAUAUUUCAGAUUCCAUAAGCAAUAUCCUUCUUGCCUUAUUGGUACCUUGGCAUGGUCACUGAAACCUGUCUUACCUUAAUAAUUAUGCAAUGAUUAUAUUUCUUUGAAAUGGUGAGCAAUAUGUGUGCAUUCGUGUAAAUAUAAAUCAAAAUAUGUACUCACACACAUUUAUGAAAAGUGCACCUACGCACAGAAAAUUUGCAUUGACAGGACCGACCCAGUAUUACACGAACAAAUAGAGAUGGCAUGCAAAUAUUACAACAACAACAACAACAAAAUACAAAUGAUACGAAAGGAAAUACGACAUAUGCAAAUGCACAGCACUAAUAUUACAACACCUUGCCAACCGUUAAUACGCUCUUUCUAUCGUUUUCCUGCCAAAAAGACUGGACCGGUACAUUACUCUGUUUAUCACUUUUUGUUCUGAAUAUGAACAGGCGUGUUGAUUGGCCAAACCUGAGCGGGUCAACCAAUCAGAAGAGGCCUCGCCUUUGAAUUAGCUCACCAGACAAAGAGAACAUUUGGCAGUGAAGCAAUAGAAAAGCGUACUAAAGCAAAAGGAAGGCUGCAUAUACAGCACAGUGAACAUGAAUACUGCACAACCAGUUAAGGCAUCACCUUCACAUAGUGAACAGUUUCUAGUUAAGGAGUCUGAUACAUAUCAAAUACAAGCGGAUCAAAAUACACAGCACUGUACAGUAUCAAUUAUGUAUAUGAAUGCAUUAUCGCUACUUGGGGAAAGGGAAGGGUAAUAAAUGACCAAAAGGGCAAGCAUUGGCC
Messenger RNA from Branchiostoma belcheri (Belcher's lancelet), 2333 nucleotides. Its product is annotated as glycine receptor subunit alphaZ1-like. Gene Ontology annotation, molecular function: chloride channel activity; extracellular ligand-gated monoatomic ion channel activity; neurotransmitter receptor activity. Gene Ontology annotation, cellular component: membrane; synapse; neuron projection. Gene Ontology annotation, biological process: regulation of membrane potential; chemical synaptic transmission; signal transduction. Lineage: Eukaryota; Metazoa; Chordata; Leptocardii; Amphioxiformes; Branchiostomatidae. The transcript is spliced from 12 exons. The coding region runs from base 10 to 1446 and encodes 478 amino acids. The record is from RefSeq and is a predicted model, not a curated record.